This is a messenger RNA of Anarrhichthys ocellatus (wolf-eel), 4431 nucleotides long. RefSeq names its product SLAIN motif family, member 2 (gene slain2). NCBI's taxonomy places the organism in Eukaryota, Metazoa, Chordata, Actinopteri, Perciformes, Anarhichadidae. Gene Ontology annotation, cellular component: microtubule plus-end. The record is from RefSeq and is a predicted model, not a curated record. The coding region runs from base 388 to 2199 and encodes 603 amino acids. Gene Ontology annotation, biological process: microtubule nucleation; cytoplasmic microtubule organization; positive regulation of microtubule polymerization. The transcript has 9 exons.
CGUCCGUGCGCGAGCAAAUAGGUGUUGGUUACGUGCUCGCUCCCGCUCACCGAGCGCGGUGACGCGCGCGCUAGCCGCCGCCUGUUGGUCUUUCACUCACACAUACACAGUUGUGUGACGACUAUUAUGAAAAAAUGGCCUCGACUUCUUUCCGUAGCCACGACUAACCGGUAGAAGAUGACGGUGUUGAGAUUUCUAAGUCAGUUGAACACCAAAGCGUCGUCUUUGAACACGUAAUAGACAACAGCGAGAAGUUAACCGGGAAAACAAAGAACACUUUACGGCAGAGAAACGACAAGAAGAAAAAAACACCCACAAACCACCGCGUAUUUUUAGUAUUCUCUUUUUUUUUUUCCUCCGUAGCGCUGGCUCUCUGGAGGAGCCGCUAUGGAGGAUAUCAACUCAAACAUCAACGCGGACUUGGAGGUGCGGAAGCUCCAGGACUUGGUGAAGAAGCUCGAGCAGCAGAACGAGCAGCUCCGGAGCCGGUCCACCACGAUGAUGUCGUCCUCGUCCGGGACCAACCACCACCACAGCAGCACCAGACCGCUCAGCGACGGUUACCAACCAUCGUUCGUCGGCACGUGCGGCUACGGCGACCUGCUGGAGAACAGCCGCUGUCUGAGCUCCAGACUCUCCUACGACGGAGGAGUCAGCUUCAGGAGGCCGUACGAGUACGAGGGAGCGACGGCCGCAACCACCUCCGCCUCCUCCGUGUCACUUUUCUCGGACGGCAUCGGGGGUUUUACGGACGAGGCGGAGACGUCGAUCCUGGACGAAGUGGACAUCUUAGAUCUCGAGGACAUGGAUUGUCUAAACGAGGACGAGGACAGCUGGCUAUACGAGGCGAAGCUGGACAGUCCCAUGCAGAAAGCCCUGAGUCCUAUCGUGUGGUGCCGCCAAGCUCUGGACAACCCCAGUCCAGAGAUGGAGUCAGCCAAGCGCUCCCUCAUCCACAGACUGGACCUUACCAUGUCAGCCAACAAGCAUCGGAGCCUGUACGGAAGCCCCUACAAUCAGCAGAGCUAUGGAAGCCCGUACAGCACAAACGCAGCCAACAGCCCGUACAGCAGUGGCUUCAACUCCCCCUCCUCCACCCCCAGCAAAGUGCCCAUCGUCAGGCAGCAACUCAUGCCCGGGAACGCAGCACACCAGCGGAACACGGCGGCAGAGAGGAAUCCUCCGGCGGUGAGCCCGCAGUCCUCCGUGGACAGCGAGCUGAGCACCUCGGAGAUGGACGAGGACUCGGUGGGCUCCUCCAACACCUACAAACUCAACGACGUCACUGAUGUCCAGAUCCUGGCCCGCAUGCAGGAAGAGAGUUUGAGACAAGAUUACGCCGCCACAGCGUCCAGGAGGAGCUCCGGGUCGUCUUGCCACUCUCUGCGACGCAGCACCUUCAGCGACCAGGAGCUGGACGCCCACAGCCUGGAGGACGAGGAGGAGGCGGUGCUGCACCCGGCCUUCCACCUGCCCUCCAGCCGCUUCAGCCCCUCCCCGAGGAACUCGCCCCGCGCCUCCCCGAGGAACUCGCCCCGCUCCCGCUCGCCGGCCCGCUCCAUCGACUACAGCCGCAGCUCGCCUCAGCCCGUCAUCAGCCGCCUGCAGCAGCCUCGCCACUCGCUGCAGGGCCACGGGCACGACCUGCAGACCAACGUGGUGAAGAACGAAGAAAAACUGCGUCGCAGUCUUCCCAACCUCACACGAGCCUCGGCGGCGGCGGUCCAGAACCCCGAACCCGUUAAGAACAGCCGCAGCUGUGAGUCCAACCUGCAAGUGCCAAACGGAGGCUCUCCUCGACACCAGAAUCAGUCGGCGACAGCAGCAGCAGCUCAACUCCCGAGAUACUCGAGCCCCUCUCGCUCCUCCCCGAAACCCAAACAGCACCUCCAGAGCCCGACCGCCCUGCGAGUCCCGUCUCCCAGUAAGCUGCGAACUCCGGUCACCCCGUCCCCGCUGGCCUUGAGGCAGCCGGUGAAGGCCACGUCUAACCCUGGCUCGGCCACCUCCUCCUCCACCUCCACCCCCACCCGCUCCCUGGCCCCCCCACGCAGCGGCCUCCCCCGUCCCAGUGCUUCUGCGGGAGGGGGGGGCAUCCCUCUGCCUCGCAGCAAACUGGCCCAACCUGUGCGCAGGUCUCUUCCUGCUCCUCGGUCCUACAGCGGUGCCGGAGAAAACUGGAGAGAAGGUUGUUACUGAACCGGGGCCAGCAGGGGGCGCUCCAAUCAAAGCAUCAACCGCAGGAGGAAGACAUUACAACAUGAUGGCACUUUAUCUACCCAGAUACCUUUUUACAGUGACGAGAGAGAGAGACUGUCCCACAAAUAUAUAUAUAUAUAAUCAGAAUUUUUUAAAUACAAAGUAGAGGAGUGUCCGCAUGGCGUCAAAGAGGACCUCCCAUCGCGUCCCUCUGGCUCUGGAGGGGUCCAGCAUGUAGAGCAGAGAGCCCAGAAGAAUGCCAAAGAAACCAGCUCGGCUCCAGCAGAGGACACGCCUCCUGCCUUUUGGUUCUGCAUCACUUCAUCAGAGGACACGCCUCCUGCCUUUUGGUUCUGCAUCACUUCAUCAGAGGACACGCCUCCCGCCUUUUGGUUCUUCAUCGCUUCAUCAGAGGACACGCCUCCCGCCUUUUGGUUCUUCAUUGCUUCAUCAGAGGACACGCCUCCUGCCUUUUGGUUCUUCAUUGCUUCAUCAGAGGACACGCCUCCCGCCUUUUGGUUCAUCGCUUCAUCAGAGGACACGCCUCCCGCCUUUUGGCUCUGCAUCACUUCAUCAGAGGACACGCCUCCCGCCUUUUGGCUCUGCAUCACUUCAUCAGAGGACACGCCUCCCGCCUUUUGGCUCUGCAUCGCUUCAUCAGAGGACACGCCUCCUGCCUUUUGGUUCUUCAUCACUUCACCACCUCAUCUUCCUCUCGCUCCUCUUCUUAUUUCACCUCCCUCAGGUCGAAAUGUCUCCACACAUUUCUCUCUUAUUCUCUGUGUUCAACAGAUGUCAGUGAGCGAUCUCUAUGAUGAUGAUGAUGAUGAUGAUGAUGAUGAUGAUGUAAAUGUUAGGGAGAAUGGUGGAUGUCUUGGAACAGUGAAAGCACCUCUUUGUGUGAGUAGUCAGAAUGUAUGCACAAAGUUUUUUUUGGGAAAAGAAAUAUUUAUUCAAAUUAUUUAAGAAAUGUGUCUAAACAUCCUUAUCAGUAUUUUUUAGUUUUGAAGAUUUCAAUUGUUAAAGAAAGAAAGAAAUGUACGUUUUAAACGUCGACUGCAAGCUAACUCUCCAAAGCGUUGUGUUGUUCUUACGUGGUGAUAAACGACGACUCGGCUCAGACGUCACCACAGUUUGACAAGAUUUAACUUUCUCCACUGAACGGAGUUCGGUCGGUUGAAAAACAGCUUGAAAUGAGCUCAAAGCAUAUUUAAUCUCUGCUCCCCCAUUCGGCAAGUUAAACCAAGGAAAGCGAUGUUGUGUCCAUCAUUGAUGAAAGUCAGACAUCUUGAAUACGUUCUGCUGGCUUCAACCUCUUGUGCUCUGAACAUGAAUGGAAGGUCUGCCGGUGUUCAAACUAGUGCCUAUAAUUUAAAGAUUCACUCCUUUGUUCCUUUAGCAUUUUGUGCCAAUUUCUGUUUCUUUUGCAUUUCUGCUCGAUUGAUUCGCCUUUUUGUUUGUUUGUUUUGUUUUUUGUAAUUGAAUCAAUGCAUUUAUAAUUGCUUUAAAAAAAAGAAAUGUUCAGAAAUGCGCCUUCAUAUUUAUAUCAAAUAAGUCAUUGUGUAAAUGAAACUAUUUAUUAAAGAGAGGCGCCUCGGUCAAAGCUCAGAUUCAGCGGGGAAGCUCGAAACGAAUGUUGCAAAAAAGACAAAUGCACACCUUUUGUGUGAACAGUUUUUGUUAUUGAACCUUUUUUUUUUAUAUCCACAACCAUGACAUUCAGUUCCUCGUGUAAAGUCACAUUUCAAAUAAAAGAUGAAAUGUUAUCCUCUUGUUUUGCACAUUUUUUUAGAUCCUCUGAAUGAAACAGAAAAACAAAGGUUUGUAUUGUUGUGAGACAGCAGCAGCCGUACGUACAUACAUCCAUUAAUAAAACGAUCUCAUCAAAGCUGUUGAUCCUGAUUUUAUUGUUCAUCGGGUUUAAAAUCUGAUGGUCUGUUAUAUUUCUGUUACUAGAAAGACGACGUUCUGCAGGUGUGACACUUCACUUCUACGUCAGUAGAAAGUAUUUUACUCCUUCAGUCUGAGUUUUCAUGAACGAUACAAACAGAAGCCCGACUGGUCACUCGGAGACGUCGUCAGAGACGUCGUCUGUGUCGUGAACAUUAAAAAACUGAUUUAUUUAUCUGUAGCUGUUUGCUCUCUAAUAUGAACAUCUGAGACCUCAGGCUCCCUCCAACGAUGCUCAUUAAAUAUGUAUGAAGAGAAAACUACGUUUAAUAAAAUGAAUUA